This is a messenger RNA of Cannabis sativa, 493 nucleotides long. RefSeq lists its product as uncharacterized. The transcript is spliced from 4 exons. Gene Ontology annotation, biological process: proteolysis. NCBI's taxonomy places the organism in Eukaryota, Viridiplantae, Streptophyta, Magnoliopsida, Rosales, Cannabaceae. The coding region runs from base 86 to 493 and encodes 135 amino acids. Gene Ontology annotation, molecular function: cysteine-type peptidase activity. The record is from RefSeq and is a predicted model, not a curated record.
UGACUCAGAGCUACUCAAUGCCACGGACAAAGAUGGAAUUGUCCACUAAGAAGUUGUUAUCAAAUUGGCUGAAUGGUUGAAUACAAUGAAUAACAAAUCUCAGAUGUUCUUCAUACCGUGGAACUACGAACGUCAUUGGAUGCUUGAGAUCGUUUGUGCUAUGAAGAUCAUUCACUUGGACCCUUGGCUUAGACAUAAACGCCCUAAGAUGACUAUUGACCUCACACUCCAAAGGGCAUAUGAACUGCUCGGAGGUUCCAACGAGUUACUUGGAACAUUUCCAAGAGUAACCGUUGCAGCGUGUCCAAAACAAACAUUGGGAAUUGAAUGUGGUUUUUAUGUAAUUAGGUACAUUAAUGAUAUUGUGAAAGCUCUAAAUUCAUUCGUUCUUAUAAAAGAAAAGUUUAGAAAGAUGGACACAUACGAUGUGGAGACGAUGUUGCUACCACUGCAACAUCAAUGGUUAUCGAAAUUGACACGAUACUUGUACUAG